AGCAGGAGUAACUACGGACAGUAUACCCAUAUAUGACAUGAAUUUCUUGUAGUUGUAAUGCUACAGUACUACUCGUCGUUGUUUUCCCAGACUCCAGUUGUAUGUAGUGAUGGCGUCGACAGCACCCCAACCGCGUGAAUCACACGACACUGAUUCUCAAGAGCCUCGGCGCUCUACUGAUGCUCUUCUGACAGAGCACGAUCUUACAACUACCUUCGACGCAGAAAACGGCCAUACUUCAUUGAAGCGGAUAGCAAGCGGGAAAAGAUGGUUGAUGGUUGCUGCUCCCAGCAUACUACUCUGUGUCUUCACGAUCGACUUUGACCUGGUAUUCUUGUCCACUAACUAUAGUAAACGGAUUGCCUCAGAUCUCCAUCAACUUAGCAAUGCGGUGUGGAUCAUCUUGGUUGGAUCCAUCACGGAGACUGCUUCUCAACCUAUUUAUGCAUACAUGGGUAGCAGCUAUGGCCGCAGACCAGCCUUCUUGAUUGCAGCUACUCUCACAGCCACGGGCUUCCUUCUCUGCUCCUUAAGCACUAAGCUCUGGCAUUUGACACUAUCCCGCUUCGUCGUGGGCUCCAGCUGUGCGGGGCUGCCGCUUCUUGUCAUGAUCAUGCUCAAUGAUGCUGUGCCUUUACGCGACUUUGCGCUUUGGCGAAGCCUGCUCAUUUUCGUCCAGAUGGCCGGUGACAUCACUGGGGGCCCUGGUGGCUCGGCCAUUGCUGAAUCCUUCGGUUGGCCUACUGUCUUCGGCGCUGAAGCAGGCGCAAUGUUAUGCGGCCUAGCUAUUUCGUUCUGUACACUUCACCUCCCUUCCAACAAAACUAAUCACCCUCGAGGUUCCAGUUUCGAUUUUGUGAAGCCCCUAUUGCUUCUUGUCACGAUAUCAUUGCCCCUUUUUGCAUUGAACCUUGGUGGCGAGAUUCUGCCCUGGAGCCACCCUGUUGUCAUAACUCUAUUCGCCUGCACCCCAGUGUCACUCGGGAUAUUCUAUUUUGUUGAGACCUUGACUGCUUCUAGUCCCCUGGUACCCGUAGAGCUCGUGAAGGAGCCGGCGAUUAUAGCGCUCAUGGCAUGUGCGUUCUUCGUCGUAUUUGCGUUAAACACGCUCAGCUACAACCUGACUUUAUACAUCGAGACUCGAUCAUUCGACAACCCAUCUGACUUUGGCGACUGGGCCUUGUCAUGCAUUUUUUUCGCAAGGCCAGUGGGCACUCUUCUCUCUGGUCUGGUUAUCAGACGGUACCGAGAACCGUGGUCUAUGUUGAGAGCAAAUAUGAUUGUUUACUUUUGUCUCUAUUUCCUCGUAGCGACGGGUCGGAUACCUGUUGAGAACCCUGCCUUGGCACCGUACUUUCUGUUGAUCGGCCUAAGUAUCGGGGUAACAGAAAGCUGUCUUAUUGUGUCACUAUUCUCCAUGGUGAAGAAAAGGGAUCAACCGUCAUGCCUAGCCUUGUUUAAUGUCGCCGUAGCUCUGGCUGGCGAUGUUGGAGUGGGUGUAUCCCUGUCAUUAACGGACAAAUUCAUCAGAAAUGGUCUCCGCGAGCAGCUUGCCGGAACACCUGACUGUGACAAGAUUAUAUCCGGGGCCAUGGAGAGCCUUGCAACUAUCCGGGAUCUUCCGCCAGCUUUACAGAGCAAGGUCAUUCCGAUUUUUGUUCUGUCCAUGGAGAAGGUUAUGGUAAUAUCGUGUGCAACGCUGCUUAUUGGUGUCGCAUCGACAUUUUUUUACUGGGUCACAUACCAUGAGGGGAAUGAUUUAAUGGCGGCAGAAUGA
Pseudomassariella vexata is the source of this 1777-nucleotide messenger RNA. RefSeq names its product major facilitator superfamily domain-containing protein. Gene Ontology annotation, cellular component: fungal-type vacuole membrane. The record is from RefSeq and is a predicted model, not a curated record. Gene Ontology annotation, molecular function: basic amino acid transmembrane transporter activity. Bases 110 to 1777 code for a protein of 555 amino acids. NCBI's taxonomy places the organism in Eukaryota, Fungi, Ascomycota, Sordariomycetes, Amphisphaeriales, Pseudomassariaceae. The transcript is spliced from 12 exons. Gene Ontology annotation, biological process: basic amino acid transport; transmembrane transport.